Ostrinia furnacalis (Asian corn borer) is the source of this 6590-nucleotide messenger RNA. It is a transcript of the gene fid, whose product is annotated as class I SAM-dependent methyltransferase fire dancer. The record is from RefSeq and is a predicted model, not a curated record. Gene Ontology annotation, biological process: tRNA methylation; tRNA wobble uridine modification. Gene Ontology annotation, cellular component: cytoplasm; nucleus. Gene Ontology annotation, molecular function: S-adenosylmethionine-dependent methyltransferase activity; tRNA binding; tRNA (5-carboxymethyluridine(34)-5-O)-methyltransferase activity. The transcript is spliced from 11 exons. NCBI's taxonomy places the organism in Eukaryota, Metazoa, Arthropoda, Insecta, Lepidoptera, Crambidae. Bases 1 to 5205 code for a protein of 1734 amino acids.
AUGUCGAUGCUGAAGAACGGAAUACCGAACCGUAUUCAGUACCGCCCCGCGCUUUCGCGGUGCAAUGGCGGUGCGGUGAUGGCGGAUGGCGGGUCGGGCGCGGCGGACGCGGAGGCGGGAGCGGGCGCGGGCGCGGGCGAGUCGGCGGCUCGCGGCGCGGCGCUCGAGCGGGCUUACGUGCAUGACGUGUACGAGCAAGCGGGCGAAGAUGGCGACGAGGCGAUACGUGCGCCGGCGCCGGGCGUGCGGACCUUCCUGUCCGAGCUCGAGCCGGGCAGCCUGGUGUGUGAUGUCGCGCGGUGCAAUGGCGGUGCGGUGAUGGCGGAUGGCGGGUCGGGCGCGGCGGACGCGGAGGCGGGAGCGGGCGCGGGCGCGGGCGAGUCGGCGGCUCGCGGCGCGGCGCUCGAGCGGGCUUACGUGCAUGACGUGUACGAGCAAGCGGGCGAAGAUGGCGACGAGGCGAUACGUGCGCCGGCGCCGGGCGUGCGGACCUUCCUGUCCGAGCUCGAGCCGGGCAGCCUGGCGUACGUGCAUGACGUAUACGAGCAAGCGGGCGAAGAUGGCGACGAGGCGAUACGUGCGCCGGCGCCGGGCGUGCGGACCUUCCUGUCUGAGCAGGAGCCGGGCAGCCUUGUGUGUGAUGUCGGACUCAGGUCGCUAUCAACCGCGGCUCUCGAGCGAGCUUACGUGCAUGACGUGUACGAGCAAGCGGGCGAAGAUGGCGACGAGGCGAUACGUGCGCCGGCGCCGGGCGUGCGGACCUUCCUGUCUGAGCUCGAGCCGGGCAGCCUGGUGUGUGAUGUCGGUCAGCCGCUACCAACCGCGGCUCUCGAGCGGGCUUACGUGCAUGACGUGUACGAGCAAGCGGGCGAAGAUGGCGACGAGGCGAUACGUGCGCCGGCGCCGGGCGUGCGGACCUUCCUGUCUGAGCUCGAGCCGGGCAGCCUUGUGUGUGAUGUCGGCUGUGGCAACGGCAAGUACUUGAGCGUGAAUCCGGCCGUGUACUCAGUGGGAGGCGACCGGUGCACGCGCCUCGCAUCGCACGCUCGCCAUCACAGCAAUGAGGUGGUAGUAUGCGACAACCUCUGCCUACCCUUCCGCGAUGAGUCAUUCGACGCAGUGCUGUCCAUCGCAGUGGUGCACCACUUCGCGACGGUGGAGCGGAGGGCCAUGGCACUCAGGGAGCUGGCCAGGGUCACCAGGAUCGGGGGAAGACUCCUCCUCACUGUGUGGGCUAUGGAGCACGAAGGACGGAACUUCCAUUCUCAGGACGUGCUGAUUCCUUGGCAUAGGCCAGCUACGUUGUGCCCGCCGACACCGACGCCUAGAUUCCUGUCUGUCGAUCAUGAUCAGAACAUAGAGUCUUGGAAAUCCCGAGACGGAUCUCCAGGGUCAUCCUCACUUUCGUCACCCAACGAAACCUGCUAUUCAUUCGUACGGAGGGCACUUCAAAAGCUCGCUGGUCGUCGUUCGUUUUUGCCUUCCUGGGGUCUAGCCAGAGUCCCACCACGACCUUGCACGGGGCUAGAACCACCGGCUGCAGAUCUACCCAUCGAACUCCGGCGUUUGGAUGAAGCUUUACCCCCAAGAUUGAUCACACAAAACUCUGAAAGUUCCACAAUGAAAUCCAGAAGUUUAACUGAUAUCGCCGACGUCGAAAGGCGCACUCUCGUCCGCUCAAGGUCCAGUUUACCUAGCCUAGGAGGCGACGAAAACGAACCACCUCCCAUUGAAAAACCAGCGCCCGAAAUCCCCGAACCUCGAAAGAAACCACGUCUCGUAAAACAAAAGAAAUCCAUAAACGAAGACGAUGCCGAGGAGGACUUAGACAAACCCACAGAUAUGAAAAGUAUGGUAGAAGAAAUGCCUAAUUUUAAAAUACAUACGUAUAGAUUAGAGCCCAAAAAACCUGGAGUUUUCAAGCAGACGUCACUCAAUGAAGAGUUAAUGUCAGUGGAACGAUUACGUGAGAAGGAACAUUUGAGAAAAAAUAUCCAAAAACAGGCGUCUCUCAACGAGGAGUAUCUCUAUCGGCGACCGGGCGCUUUAGAUUCAAUACGUGACUCAAUAUUUUCUACAUCAGCAACCACCGCUAAGAAAUUCCAGUCCCUCAAAAACGGCCUCACUAGUAAGUUCAAAACAUCUACAACGAAUAUAGAUAAAGUAACGGUGUUCGUAAGAAUGCUUCAAGGGUGGAAGAAUCACGGGCCGGUGCCAGAAGUUCCUACGCCGAGUGACAAUAAUCCAGCAACUGAAAAAGCUGUGCCUGAGAGACGCCAUUCUAGAGAAGAUGGAUCUGAUUCCUCAAAGGAUAGCAGUUUGCAGAGUGAUACUAGCGUUGACUCGGAAGACAGUUUCGCAUCUGUGAUAUACGUCCCUAAAGCAGACGGCUCAGGCGACCCACUAUCGCCUACUCCUCUUUCACCCGGCCCCACCUCGCCUAGAUUAAAAGUGUCGUCUGUUCCAACCUCCCCUCGAAUGAAGAGCUCACCAGGCCUUCCUUCGCCAAGGAUAAAGCAGGCUUUUCCUCUAAUUCGUCCACCGGCGUCACCGAGUGCCGUCCAACCACCUACUGUAAACAAGAUAUUAGUCGCACAAUACAGCUUAAAAAACUAUUCUUCAUCCAGUUCUAUUUGUGCUGUACCAUUAAAACCACAGUCAAAAAGCCAACCUAACUCUCCACCAAAAUCAGAGUCAGACGACAAAGUAAUUAAGCCAGAACUUCAGCAACUCAUAAACAGCAACGUGUCUGUAGAAGUCUUUGAAGAAAUAGAUCCUAUACCGCCCAUUAAGGAGGAAGAGGAAACACCAACAGAGGUAACGAAAGAGCUUAUUGCCGAAAUCAACAAAGACAUAGAAGAAAUUCACAAACUUACAGAGGAGACAAAUCAAAUGAAACCAAGAGUUGUACUUCAAGAUGUGAAACCGUACCCAAAAAUUACACUGCAAACAGUGGCUGAGUUGCCAGAAAUUCCACAAUUUAAACCCAAGGAAACCAACAAAUCUUCAUCGGAUACAUUGGAUUCUAGAUCUGCAGAACGUAAACGCAAAGAGCGGAUAAAACAGAUAAAAGAUAUUCUAAAUAAAGGUAUCCCUGCGGGGAGCUUUGGAAGACGACCUCCAUUCCCAAUCGUUCGCACUGGCAAAUCCGAGCAUGUAGUAAAAACAAGACCAACACUAAUGGCUUUGGAACUGUUCAAUCCAGCUACAGAUGAUAUGGACAGCGAUUCAAGUGGCGUCUCUUCCCCAGACUCCGUUGACAGUGUCAUCAGCGUUGUACCAGAUGAACUCAGAAAAACUGCACAAGAAAAAGAUCUACCAAACCCCAACAAACUCACAACAGAACCAAAGAUUGAAGAAACACCUUCAGAUAAGUCCCCUUCUACGGCACCCGCACCUCAAGCACCUCAUAGCCUUAUUGAGGCUGUAGCAGAAGUAGCACAUUCCUUGGAUGAAACCUGUGAAACAGUGAUACAAUCUAGCCCAAGAUCAAAACGGAAACAUCUAGAGAAGUUAGAAAGCGCUGACGCAAUAGCCAUCAUCCAAGGAACUUCAAGCAGCAGUAGCAGUAGCAAUUGGAGCUUAAACAAACUAUCUCCUGGAGAUUUGAGGAUAUUAGAAGAUAAGUCGAGAUCUCAUACAAGUUCUAGUGGAAGUUCUUCCAGUCUGGAACGUCUGUCACCUGGAAGACGAUCCAAAGAUCGGUCUCCAAAACAAGGGAGUACGAGUAAUUCAACUUGGAGCCUGAAUCGAUUAUCUCCUAAUAGGCCGGAGGGACGGUCAUUGGACGAAAAUUUGAGCAGAAGUCAUAGGAGCCCCACUCGUUUCCCAUACGAUUCAGUUUCAAUAUCAAGUACCGAUUCUGAAAAAUCGAUUUCUAAAUCAGAAAGCUUUAAUAGAAUACAAAAUGAACCCUUGGUAACGUGUAAAUCUGAUAUGAUAGCAAAAGAAGAGGAAUGGGUAGCUGAUCAACAAGAUCGAAGUCAACAUUUAACUGAGUUUGCUGAAAAACUAAGUGAAAAACUACUACAGGAAAUUGAUCAGUAUUCUAAACGGAUAAAUGAAGAAGAUUUCGACCUCCCUAGCAGCAGCAGUAGCGAAAAAAGUAUAUCGCUGAGACUUAAACGUGAAGAAGAAGAUCGAAACACCCAGAAAAUUUUAGACGAAUUGUCAGACAGUUUACAACACCUAGAAGAUCCCUAUAUAAAUAAACUCAGCACAGAAAUGCAAGGCUUGAAUAAAUUAAGUGCUGAACUCCAGGAACGAAAUAAGUACAUAGCAUCCAUGAACGACACACAAGAGACUGAUAUAAACAAAUUGUUUCCUAAAUGCGGCUCUAAAACUAAAAGCAAAAAGAGAUCGAAAGAUGUUGAUCCAAUCAUUAACAAAUACAGAGAACUCAAGAAAACUAUGAAAGUAACAAGCGACGAAGACAUUUAUCUAAAUAAUUGUGCCAAUAUACAAUACAACGUUAAACCAGUCGUCUCUGAAGAAAAGCCAGCGGAAGUUGAAACCAAGAAUCCUGACGAUGACAGCGCUAUUUGUUCCAGUAAUGGAAAUCCCGAGAUCACAAUAGACUCUGGGACGUACGACACGAGUCAGUCGCUUGAAACUGGUUACUCAUUAGAAUCUGAAAUCAGCAUUGAUUCGCUGUGCACUAGCACUGACAAAAGGUCUUCACUGAAAGUCGGGCAGUCCACCGAUUCGAGCGAUCUAGAUAAAAUGGAGAUCAGUCCAGAGUCGAUAACUUCGCGAUCCAGUGCCAGUACAGCGCCUCUGAAGUCAGGGUUUUCAAUUGAAUCAAGCGAUACGUCGGCUGGUAGCGACUGGAGCAGGCGAGACAAGACCGGCAGUACUGCAUCUUUGGGCUGCGCUAGUUUGGCAUCACUGCCAUCGUGUAGCGAAUGCUCCAAAGAGAGGAAGCUGCUGGAAACACGCUCUUCUUCAGAAGAUACAGCUACUGCUCCAGUUCCUACUCGUCCGGGACCUCACGCUCCCCUCCUGCCAUCUCUGAGCGACGGAUCCGACAGCCUGCCAUCAGAAGGCGGCGCUGUCACCUACCACAGAUAUUACCACGUCUUCAAGAGAGGCGAACUCGAUCAACUAAUCGAAAAAUACGUGGAGAGUCUCCAUGUGGUGUCCUCGUACUACGACCAGGCCAGUUGGUGUGUUAUAGCAGAAAAAGUUCAAGUGUGGACCAUUUAGGUUCUUGUCGAUUGUACUUUCUUUAUUGCGAUUUUAGGAUUGAGUUGGUGUGUUACGGCCUGUGAAUGUUCAAAUGUUGGUGAAUUUAAUUCUUAUGAAAUAGUGGAAUAUAAUAUAAACAAGUAAUCUUUGGUAGUAGACACUAUAGUAAGUGCAGUGAUUACAUACAAGUGACCUUCUAACGAACUCCUGUGAGUGUUAUGGAUAUUCCCGAUGUGACAUGUAAGUAGUACUGACAGUUCGCGAAAUUGCCAAAAGCGAAGCUUUUGUUUUUUAAUAUAUUCUAGUCACUCUAUACUUGUUUACUAGUUGUUAUCUCUAUUAUAAUUAUAAUCUAAAGUCUUUAUUGCCCUUCGCAGUGCGAACUAAUGCAGUAUUCAAACAGUUAAAUUUAGUACAAUAUAUUUAUCUUUUCUGACAAUUAUAACGGUGACUUUAACUAUUUAAAUUGAUUAUCCAGUACUAUUUUUACCUGAUUGGAUAGUAUUCGGGCCUGCGGUCUGUACUCUGUACGACGGGCGUUAGUAUUCGAUGCGGGACUAGAACUCGUGUAAAAUGAAAACUAAGAGCUUUAAAUAGAAGAAAGUAAAUAUAGUAUAUUAUAUACUUCAGUCGCUCAAUAUAAUAUAAGCUAUUAAUAGCUUAUUUACUAUCUACCAUUCAUGUAUAUCUACAGAUACAAUAUUGUAACUCUUAUUACUGUUACAGUAAUUUAUACCAUUUUCCAAGAUCAAAGAAUAGAUACAAAAUUACAUAAAAUAUAAAUUUUAUCAAAAUAGAGACUUUAUUGUAAUGUAUAAUAUUAUUAUUCGAAGACAAUAACACUUAUGAAAUUAUUAAAAAAUGUUGGUAUUUAUAGCAUAUUAGUUAAUGAAAAUAUCACCCUAAUGUGCACCGUUCAUUUAUGCCUAUUUAGACAAGUAUUUGGUUUUGGAGUAUGGUAUAAAUGGUUCUUUAAAGAGACCUUUAUCUUAAUACUACAUGCACAGAUUAUGUUUCGACUACGGUAAAGUAAAUGAGCUGGCCUCACACAUGGGUUACGUAUAAUUAAGCCUACGGGUCCACGAUACGUUUCAUUAUCCCAAUUUAAAGCAUUAUUUAUACUAAAUUCGGACCAUUUAGUGAGGUUAGGAGUUUUAGACGACGUAGUGGCAUAAAGAGCGUACCCUUGCCUAAAUGUAAAAUACUUGAGAGUACAAAUACAUACAUACAUCAAUUUGUUCAAUACUCAAUGUAUGUAUACACGCCUACUCUAAGUGUACUUCUAAAAGUCUACGCCUUAAGAAACUCAUUUCCCUAUUCCCAUUCUAUCUACAAAUAUGUCACAUAUUCAAUUUUAAUACAAUAUCAUUUCAAAAAUUAUUAUUUAGCAUUUUGAAAAUUAU